UUUGUAAUCAUUUUUCCUGUGGGAUCUUCUGUCGACUGCAGCAGAGCAGAAGGUUGUGAGGCAGGAAAAAGACGGCAGCACAAUUUUCAGCGUGGCUGAAAUCUUCUCACCAGAUCUGAGCAACACAAGUGAAUGACAGAAAUGGACGGCCCUCUCACCACACCGUGUAACAUCCAGAUUUGUGAGGUGUCCUGUGACUCAUUCCGCAUCAUGUGGGACAUGAACCCCGAGGACACCGCCCGAGCCACGCACUUCUUCAUCGACCUGAGCCGCAAAGAGAGCAAAGAUCCCAACCGCUUCAAACACAGGGAUGUGCCAACCAAACUGGUGGCCAAGGCCGUGCCUCUCCCCAUGGCAGUGAGGGGACACUGGUUCCUCAGCCCGCGGACAGAGUACUGCGUCGCCGUUCAAACUGCUGUCCGACAGCCUGAUGGUGACUACCUGGUGUCAGAGUGGAGCCAGGUGGUGGAGUUCUGCACUGGAGACUAUGCCAUGGAACAUCUACAGCAGCUUCUUGACAAGGCUAAGGGCUCCGCAGGGAGGCUGCUAAAAUUCACUGUGUUUUAUCGCAACCAACAGCCGGACUACUUUGACUAUGUCAGGAAGGAAUGUGGAGGACUGAUGCGUCCGGCUUUGAAAGACAACAGUGGGAGUCAUGGUUCUCCAAUCAAUGCCAAACUGCAGGGAGUCUUCUUCAGUUGCAACACAGAGUUCGAUACAGGCCUUCCUCCCAAUGACUCCCCAUACGGACCUCUACGUUUCCAGAUACCAGCUGGACUCCUGCUGAACCCCGAUAUCUGCCUGUAUUUCGCAGACUUCUACUGUAUGUACACAGCCUACCACUAUGUGGUGCUGGUGUUGGCUCCCGUUGGCUCAGAGGGAGAUACCUUCUGUCGCACGCGUCUUCCUAUGCUGGACUUGUCUUCCAACCCUUUCCUGACAUACACUGCCCCCCAGAGGCAGGGGGAGGAGCCUUUGUACUGCCAUGCCAGUGACGUCAUCCUUGAGGUGCUUUUCACAGAGCCCGUUCAUCUGGACCAGGGCAGUGUGGAGCAGAUCAGCGGACACCACCAGCUCAUGAGUCUGACCACAGCUAAUGCCAAGAAAGACCCGAGCUGCAAAGUGUGCAACAUCAGUGUAGGACGCUGAGGACAGACCCCGAUGUCAGACUGACCUGACAGACAAGACCAAACAGCUGAGGUCACCACGACAUAGCAAAAUGUUUGUGGCCCAGAUCCGGCCCACACCUGACACUUUCAUCAAGUCCAAAUACCGUGUGGAAUGAUGGCAGAUCUGGACCAAAAGCUGGCCACCGCACCACCAUAUCACACAUAUCAGCCAUUGUGCCACAUCUCUACCAUAGUUGUCCCACAUUUGUCUGAAGAUAUUCAGGCCAUAUUUACAUGGUCCAGUCCAACACAUUUGCCAAAACAGGUCCACAUUUGCUUGAGGAUCACUUUAGGCCCACAUCCGGAUGCUAUCUCGGUCGUGUGUAGAAGUGUAGAACCUGUUUAAGUGUGUGAAGUACAGCGUGCUGCUUUCCUUCUUCCCUCCUAGAAUGUUGCGUUUUAAACUACCAAUGUCGUUGAACUUUGUGAUAAUCACAACUGGAAACUGAAUAAAUGUGCUUCUAUGAAAGCGGAACAAAUCAUAACUUAAAAUAUAAAAGCUGCAAAUUAAUGGUAGAAGUCUGUGCUCAAUCUGUAAUUUUUGAUGUCUUUGUGGCAUUUUCUAAACCGCUUUCAGUUACAUUUUUCCUUUAUGGCUCAACUCAACUCAAAGGUCCUUUACAGCUGGCAUUAAAAUGCAUAUCCUGCGAUUGGAUUGUAAUCUCAUGAGCACCUGACCACUUUCAAAUGCAGGUGUAAAUACACCCAAGGACGGAUUGUUAUCAGAUCUGCCAAACCACUUCAGGAGGUGGUCGGAGACACACUGUGACCACGUUGAACAGAAGCGUAAAUGCAAUCAGUCUCCAAUGCGUUUCCACUCCACCGAGCACAGCUAACGUGAAAACGGCGAUAACACGGCACAGUCUUCUCUGCUAUCGUCGGUUUUCCGCUUGUCAAAGACGGCUUCUUCGCAAGGGUCAAAAAGCAAAGAGGAGUCCAUACAGUAGUGCAACGUCACACAUGGCUAACGUUGGUGUUGAUAAGGCAGCGCACCGAGGGGGAGGCGACAAAAGGGGGAGAUGACUGCGAUUGGAUAGCAAUUGGAUCUUGAUGUGGACACCGGAGACGUGUAAAUGCAUGUGGUGAAGCACUAUCUGAUCACGGAAAAUACAUUCUCAUGCCAAGUGUAAACGGGGCCAAAGUUGGGUGUCCAGCGAUGGAGGGGAACUUUCUCGUCUCGUUUGAUCGAGCUGCUUGGACUGUGUAGUUUUUUGAGUUAAAUGCAUGACCAGGAUUUGAUUAGCUCGUGCCUGUGUUUGUAUAUUUGAACAAUGUGAUUUGCAACUUCUGCGGCGCGCAAUGCAAGCCAAGCGAUGCAGCCAUUUGCUUGCAAUGACAUUUAAAGUGGACGAGAAGCCUAUCAUGAGUUGACACCUCCAUUGUGUACGUGUGGAGUGCAGCCUCACUCCAUUUCUGGCCUGCUGUGUCCUCCUCAUCUUUCGUUGUUGGACUCCUCAACAGGAUUUACACCGCUCAUCCAUACCCUUGACUUGACCCUUCUUCUACUUACACUCCUUUGUCUUUACUUGUUUAAUAAUUUAAGUUAAAUAAAUUAUUUUUGAAUGAUC
Molecule: messenger RNA, 2737 nt
Organism: Solea senegalensis (Senegalese sole)
Lineage: Eukaryota; Metazoa; Chordata; Actinopteri; Pleuronectiformes; Soleidae
Gene: phyhip
Product: phytanoyl-CoA hydroxylase-interacting protein
Exons: 5
Coding region: 133-1149 (338 amino acids)
Cellular component (GO): cytoplasm
Molecular function (GO): protein binding
Source: RefSeq, a predicted model, not a curated record